UAAUUUGACCAGGACUCAAUAAAAUCUACUGACCAUUAAAACCAGGCGAUCUUUCAAGUCAGAAACGUGUGUGCGGUGGCCUAUUUAAUAUCUCAUUAAAAACUAUCAAAGAUCACAGCUUUUGUUACCAGAUACAUUCAUUUCUGGAGAGGGAGAGAAAUAAUAGCCGAAAGAAAAUGAACUGGUUCCUCAAGGAUCAUUUACCAUUCAACUGCUUCAUUUUAGGUCUUGCUGUGCUUACUCUCCAGCGUAGUUGCCAUUUAUUUGUUGCUGCUGGAGACACCCUCUCUCUGGGGACUUCUCUGAGGGAAAACCAGACCAUCAUUUCAAAGAAUGGCACUUUUGAAUUGGGGUUUUUCAGUCCCAAUGGAACCAACAACUGGUAUGUUGGCAUCUGGUAUGCCCAGAUACUUGACAAAACCAUCAUUUGGGUGGCUAACAGAGAAACUCCCAUCACAAGCAUGCCCGGCGUUUUCUCUCUCUCUACAUCUGGUUAUCUCACUCUCUCUGAUUUGCAAGGAAAAGUCAUUUGGUCAAGUAAUGAUACUCAGAAAGCGAAGGCAUCUAGGGCUUCCAUGCUGGACACUGGUAAUUUUGUUCUUAUAGAUACCCAAAACAGUUCUCAGACUGUGUGGGAGAGCUUCGAAAAUCCCACAGAUCAUUUUAUGCCUACCAUGAAGCUUUCGAAAGGCUUGAAAUUGUACUCUUGGAAGAGUCUGGUAGAUCCAGCGCCUGGGCCUUUCUUUCUCCAAUUGAAUCCAUCUCCAGGAGAGACAGACUUUAUGCUGCAGUAUAAAAAUGGUGUUUCAUAUUAUAGCUCGGGAGAAUGGACUGGUAGAUAUUUUGCCACCAUGCCACAGGCAAUAUCUGAUACCACAUUUAGGCAGGAAUUCGUAGUGGUUUCUCCGACAGAAAUGUACUACUCAUAUGGGCUUACACCGGAAGCUAGUUUAACGAUAAUGGGGAGGGAAAUUCUCAACUGGAAUGGUCAGCUAUCAUUCUACUUUUUAGUAAAUAAUAAAAGCUGGAACCUGGUUUAUAAUUCUCCCCAUACAAAUUGCGAGGUGUAUGGCGUAUGCGGUGCUUAUGGAGUUUGUCUUGCCCAAGCAAAUAUUCAGUCAUGCAGCUGUCCGCAAGGCUUCCAGCCAAGAAACGCUACUGCCUGGCGUUCUCAGCAGUGGUGGUUAAGCGGUUGUGUUCGGCGUACUCCAUUAAACUGCUCCUCCAUCAAUGGCAGUGCAAGUGGCACCACAGAUGGUUUCCUUCAAUUCAGUAAUAUGUCGUUAUCAUAUGAUGGAGUGGCUUCUCAAAAUACCCAAGAGUCUCUACAAGGGUGUAAAACUGCUUGUCUAAACAAUUGUUCCUGCACGGCCUUUGCUUUCACUGAUUCAAAUUCUGCCGUUUGUAAAUUGUGGUUUGGCGAUCUGUUCAGCAUGCAGGCUAAUUCAUCAGGUGGUCAGUCCUCAUUCAUUCGAUUGGCUGCUUCUGAUGUGCCACAGUUGUCACCUGACGCAGAUAGUAGCAGCAGCAGAGUAGUUGUGCUCUCCAUUUCAAUUCCUUUGGGUCUUGCUGUUUUGAGUACUCUCUUCAUUGUUGCAUGGUUUAUUCAGCGCAAGCGUCGAACGCUGCUUGAGGAAGACAAUAAUAACGACGCAUCAACAUCGCUCAGCACAUUCACCUACAAAGAGAUGAAAAUUGCGACCAACAAUUUUGCCCAAAAGUUGGGAAAGGGAGCCUUUGGCUCUGUCUUCAAAGGAACUCUGCCAGAUAAAACCCUUGUAGCCGUGAAAAGAUUGGAGGGUUCAGCUCAAGCAGAAAAGCAAUUCCGUGCGGAAAUAAGCACAAUUGGAAACAUACAUCAUGUGAAUUUGGUGAGGCUCCGGGGAUUCUGUGUAGACAGAUCUGAAAGAAUGCUUGUUUAUGAGUACAUGCAAAACGGGUCUCUCAACAAUUUCUUGUCCCGCAGGUCCAAAGAAGCAGACAAGGUUUUGGACUGGAAUACUAGAUUUGGAAUCGCUUUAGGCACUGCAAAAGGGUUACUUUAUCUCCACGAAGAAUGCAGGGAUCGCAUCAUCCAUUGCGAUAUCAAGCCAGAAAAUAUUCUUCUAGACGCGGAUUUCUCUCCAAAAGUGGCUGAUUUUGGAUUGGCAAAGCUUGUUGGUAGAGAUUUCAGCAGAGUGUUGACGACAACAAGAGGAACAAGAGGGUAUUUAGCUCCCGAGUGGCUGUCAGGCGUGCCCAUAACAGUGAAGGCGGAUGUAUACAGCUUCGGCAUGACCCUGCUCGAAAUAAUCUCAGGCCGACGAAAUAGUGACUUGAGCGUGCAGGAAUCUCAGCACUACUUUCCUACUUGGGCAGCAACUCAAAUUCACAAGGGAAAUACAAUCGGUAUUGUGGAUGAAAGGAUUGCAGACAAGGCAGAUGCCGAAGAGGUGAGAAGAGCAGCUGUGGUAAGCAUUCAGUGCAUUGAAAAGGAUGAGAAUGAGAGGCCGAGCAUGGCCCAAGUUGUUCGGAGUUUGGAAGGCAAAUCAGAGGGUGGCGUGGAACAAUAUGAGAGGCCCCCACAAGUGCUGGUUAGCAAUCAUCCUGUAAAAGCGACUAAAAUGGAAACUGAAGUUGUUUAUGCUCAGUGAGGUCACAUAAUCACUUGUUAAACUAUAAUCUUCUGCAGCUUCUAUACCACUUGUAUUUUGUCCAUGCUUAGUCUAUAAUCUUCUGCAACUUCUAUACCACUUGUAUUUUGUCCGUGCUCUCUGUCUAUUCUGGUAGUUUCUCAUAAAUGCAAGAGUAAAUACUCCGUUGACUGUUGUCAUUUGUGUCCCAGCUGCUUCGAUGUUCUUUUGUAGAUUCAAGUAUACAGAAAUAUCUUACAGUUUGGAAGGAGGGCAUACUGUAUAAAUGAAUUUAGUGAUUAUUGCUUUAGUAA
Cryptomeria japonica (Japanese cedar) is the source of this 2926-nucleotide messenger RNA. Its product is annotated as G-type lectin S-receptor-like serine/threonine-protein kinase At2g19130. The record is from RefSeq and is a predicted model, not a curated record. The coding region runs from base 177 to 2633 and encodes 818 amino acids. Gene Ontology annotation, biological process: recognition of pollen; protein phosphorylation. The transcript has a single exon. Gene Ontology annotation, molecular function: protein serine/threonine kinase activity; ATP binding. Lineage: Eukaryota; Viridiplantae; Streptophyta; Pinopsida; Cupressales; Cupressaceae.